Messenger RNA from Ictalurus furcatus (blue catfish), 1925 nucleotides. It is a transcript of the gene clk4a, whose product is annotated as CDC-like kinase 4a. Gene Ontology annotation, cellular component: nucleus. Gene Ontology annotation, biological process: regulation of RNA splicing; protein phosphorylation. The transcript has 13 exons. NCBI's taxonomy places the organism in Eukaryota, Metazoa, Chordata, Actinopteri, Siluriformes, Ictaluridae. Gene Ontology annotation, molecular function: ATP binding; protein tyrosine kinase activity. The coding region runs from base 133 to 1596 and encodes 487 amino acids. The record is from RefSeq and is a predicted model, not a curated record.
AGUCAGGCAGCCAUUUUGGAAAAGAAUUGGCAGAACAAAGGGCGAUCUGUGUCGUCAGCCGCGAAAAGAAUUUUCUUUUUUUCCUCAAGUCACUUUAUUCUUUAUUUUAGCCACAUAAAUAGCUAAACUAAGAUGAGGCAGCGAGAAAGCACAAGUUGCUCACCAGCUGGAAGAGAAAGUAGCUGGAAGGAGAGGGCUGGGAGGAGAAAACGCCACCGGAGAGAGUCACACAGCAGUGAACGGGAAAACAAGUACCGUAAACAUCGCCAUCAUCGCAAAAGCAAUGACGGGCAUUACCUGGAGAGCCGGAGUCUGAACGAAAAGCAGGAGACGAAGGUGAGAACCGUGGAUUCGGGGUACGAGAAGGAUAUCCACGUGAGCGUCUCGAGGGAGAAGGAGAGGCAUCGCGUACGCCAGAGGGACCACGACUGGCACCACUACAGCAAAUCAUCAGGAUACAGUGGCCAGAGCAGUCGGCACGGGCGGAGACGCAGCCGAAGCCGCUCUCGUCACCGUCGCUCUCGCUCGAGGAUCCAUCGCAGGAAAAGAUCCAGAAGUGUUGAGGAUGAUGAGGAGGGGCACCUGAUCUAUCACAGUGGAGACAUACUCAGGGCGAGAUAUGAGAUCGUGUGCACGCUAGGAGAGGGUGCUUUUGGGAAAGUAGUCGAGUGCAUCGAUCACACAAAUCAAGGUGCUCGUGUUGCACUGAAGAUCAUUAAAAACAUUGAACGUUAUCGAGAUGCGGCCAUGUCCGAAGUCGAAGUGCUGGAACAUCUGAACUCUCUGGACAAGGAAAGAAAAUACUGUUGUGUGCGUAUGCUUGACUGGUUUGACCACCACGGUCACGUGUGCAUUGUGUUUGAACUGCUUGGAUUGAGCACGUUCGACUUCCUCAAAGAAAACAACUUCCAGCCCUUUCCGAUCGACCAGAUCAGGCACAUGGCCUACCAGAUCAUCAAAGCAGUCAAGUUUAUGCACAGCAACAAGCUGACACACACAGACCUGAAACCAGAGAACAUCUUGUUUGUCGAUUCGGAGUACGACCUCGAGUACAACGGCAAAAUGAAGAGAGAUGAAAGAAUGGUGAAGAACCCAGAUGUGAAAGUGGUCGAUUUUGGGAACGCCACGUACGACCACGAGCAUCACACCACCGUGGUGUCCACACGGCAUUACCGCGCACCUGAAGUCAUUCUGGAGCUGGGUUGGGACCAUUCCUGUGAUAUAUGGAGCCUGGGUUGCAUUCUUAUUGAAUAUUACCUCGGAACAACACUCUUCCAGACCCAUGACAGUAAAGAACAUCUGGCCAUGAUGGAAAGAGUGCUGGGUCCCAUGCCGACACACAUGCUCCAGAAAACAAGGAAACGCCGAUACGUCCAUCGCGACAAACUAGACUGGGACGUGCACUCCUCGUCAGGACGAUACGUUCGGAAACAUUGCAAACCUCUCAAAAACUACAUAACCUCUAAAAGCCUGGCCCACGAAGAGCUGUUUGACCUCCUGGAGAAGAUGUUGGACUAUGAUGUGACCAAGCGGAUUUCGCUGGACGACGCCAUUAAACAUCCUUUCUUUGACGCUCUUAGGAAGGGCCACAAGUGAAACGGACUAGUUUGGUUUUUUUCACUCUCAAUGAGAGGUUGCAAUCAUAUGACUGCAUCAGUCCCACUUAUGUCUAGUACUGUGGUUUUUUUUUUGUUUGUUUUUUUUUGUUCCCCCCCAUUCAGUGUAAUGUGUAAUUUAUAUGAUCUGUAAUUUAUAUGGUAUUUUACAUAAUUGUCAAACAAGGGAGAGCUGAAGAUUUAAGGGGUUGUGGUAAAUCUUAUUUCCUUAUUUGUUGAAUAACAUGCAGCUUUGUUAAUUCAUUGUGUUGAAAUGAGUACGAUUUUGUAAAUACUUUCCGUUUUCAAUAAAAAAUAAAUAAAAUACUA